AUGUCUGACAGUUACUCUCUGAACUCUUCUACAACCCAGCUGCCCGUAGAGGGCCCUCAAGGGGCGAAUUCUUCUUAUAGCUCGUUUCCUAGCUCACCUAAGACCCUUGUUCAAGUACAAAGUCACCUUGUGAACCAUGACAGUUCAACGGAGAUAGAUGAGUAUGAGGAGGAAGAUGCAGAGCAAUACCUGCGGUUCUCCCCGUCUCGAAAGAUAGCCAUCGUGGCUAUCUUAACAUUCUGUGCUUUCCUUACUCCCGUUUCUUCCACUGCUAUCCUAACCGCUGUUCCGGAACUUGCAACGACCUUUGGGACGACAGGAGAUAUGAUAAAUGCCAGUAAUGCGCUGUAUCUUGCGUCUAUGGCCGUCUCUUGCUUGUUUUGGGGUCCUCUCAGCCAGGUAUGGGGUCGUCGUCCUAUAUUUGUCCUAAGCGGGCUGCUAUUUUGGCUCUCCACGGCCGCCACUGCCUUAUCUCCCAACCUUCCUGCAUACUGUAUAUUCCGAGUUCUCACUGCCCUACAAGGCACGUCAUUCCUCGUGGUGGGAAGCUCUGCAAUUGGGGACAUCUACGAGCCUCGGGCCAGAGCCACUGCAUUGGCAUGGUUUCUGUCAGGGAGUAUGACGGGGCCUGCUUUAGGUCCAUUCCUAGGGGGUAUUGUGGUCACAUUCAGGCAGUGGAGAGUCAUCUUCUGGCUCUUGACCGCACUGACCGGCUUCGCCGUCCUGUUAGUUACCCUGUUCCUCCCAGAGACCAUUCCGCACACAUCGAAGGCCGAGCUUGCGGGCCACCGUUAUCCGAAGAGGGUCAAAAUGCUAUGGCAGCGCAUCUCACCCUUACGUGCCCUCCUUCUCCCGUUGUCCCAUCCGAAUAUCUUCAUUACCGGCCUAGCAGCCGGCGCUCUAGUCUGGAACCAAUACGCUCUCUUGACGCCAAUCCGAUACGUUCUCAACCCUCGCUUUCACCUGUCCAGCCCAAUCCAAGCUGGUCUUUUCUAUCUUGCGCCGGGCUGCGGAUACCUGGCCGGCACCUUCGUGGGCGGCCGCUGGGCCGAUUACACCGUGAAAAAGUACAUUAAAAAACGCAAUGGACAGCGCGUGUCGGAGGACCGACUCCGGUCCUGUCUCCCAUACAUCUGUGUCGUUACACCAGGCUGUCUCCUUGUCUACGGCUGGACCCUCGAUCGAGAGGUCGGUGGCAUCGCGGUGCCCGUGGUAGCAAUGUUCCUGCAGGGCGUGGCGCAAAUGUUCUGUUUUCCUAGUCUUCAAUCCUACUGUCUGGAUGUGAUGCAACCGCAUGGCCGCAGUGCGGAAGUCGUCGCCAGCAGUUACGUCUUUCGAUACGUGUUUGCGGCACUGGGCACCGGCGUUGUCUUACCUGCUACUCAGUCGCUUGGUGUUGGAUGGUUCAAUACCAUAUCUGCGCUGUUUCUGGUAUUCUCUGGUAUCCUGGUGUGGUUGACGGUUAUCUAUGGCCCGCGGUGGCGGGAAGCUGCUGAUUUGAAGUACUCUCGGAAAGCAGUUGAGGACAAGCAGGCUCAGGCAGAAGCAUGA
Molecule: messenger RNA, 1551 nt
Organism: Aspergillus pseudoviridinutans
Lineage: Eukaryota; Fungi; Ascomycota; Eurotiomycetes; Eurotiales; Aspergillaceae
Product: putative MFS transporter
Exons: 3
Coding region: 1-1551 (516 amino acids)
Biological process (GO): transmembrane transport
Molecular function (GO): transmembrane transporter activity
Source: RefSeq, a predicted model, not a curated record